UCCUGUGUGUCUGUGCCUCCCCCUCCCGCCCCGUGUAAUCUGCUUGCUGCAGAAGGUGGAGUCGUCCUGGCAGGGGGGGAGUCACUGCUGCUGCUGUUUGAUCUGCCUGGGCUCCACAUUCACACACAGUUCAUUCCCACGGAUCCCACAUUACACGCCCCCCUUCCUUUGGGUGCUCCUGGCACACGGAGUGACUGCUGCUGGAUACCUAUGUGACCGAUGUGAAGGAAUUAUCUCCGGCCGAUGGGAUUGGAUGUGCUCUAUGGGCUGUGAGUCCUCCUGGGAACAUGGGGGCUCUGGGACUGACUUGUGCACUUCUUCUGGCAACUUUCUGUGCAGGGUCUGGUCACAAUGAGGAGGACCCUCGGGAAUGCAUUUAUUAUAAUGUCAACUGGGAGACUGAAAAAACGAACCAGAGCGGUGUGGAGAGGUGUGAUGGCGAGAAGGAUAAACGCCUUCACUGCUAUGCAUCUUGGAGGAAUAAUUCUGGCUUCAUCGAACUUGUGAAGAAAGGAUGUUGGUUAGAUGACUUCAACUGCUAUGACAGACCUCAGUGUGUAGCGAAGGAAGAGAACCCACAAGUAUUUUUCUGCUGUUGUGAUGGGAACUACUGUAACGAGAAAUUUACUCAUUUGCCGGAUGUGGAAACAUUUGAUCCGAAGACUCAGCAGUCCGCUUCAGUGCUGAACAUACUGGUGUAUUCCCUACUUCCCAUCAUCGUUUUAUCUAUGGCCAUUCUCCUGGCCUUCUGGAUGUACCGCCAUCGGAAGCCUCCCUAUGGUCAUGUUGACAUUAAUGAGGAUCCCGGCCCACCUCCGCCAUCUCCAUUAGUUGGACUGAAGCCCCUGCAGUUACUGGAAAUCAAGGCGCGGGGCCGGUUUGGCUGCGUGUGGAAGGCACGGCUGUUGAAUGAAUAUGUAGCGGUGAAAAUCUUUCCUAUUCAGGACAAGCAGUCUUGGCAAAGCGAGAGAGACAUUUUCAACACCCCUGGAAUGAAACAUGAAAACCUCUUGCAUUUCAUCGGGGCUGAGAAAAGAGGAACCAACCUGGAGAUGGAGCUGUGGCUAAUCACCUCUUUCCAUGAGCAUGGUUCCCUGACAGACUAUCUAAAAGGAAACGUCCUAAGCUGGAAUGAUUUGUGCCACAUAGCUGAGACUAUGUCUCGAGGCUUGGCAUAUUUACAUGAAGACAUCCCUCGUUGUAAAGGUGAAGGCCACAAGCCCGCCAUAGCCCACAGGGAUUUUAAAAGUAAAAAUGUUUUGCUGAAAAAUGACCUGACGGCAAUCCUGGCAGAUUUUGGGUUAGCUGUUCGGUUUGAACCUGGAAAACCACCUGGAGAUACACAUGGACAGGUUGGCACCAGGCGGUAUAUGGCUCCAGAGGUGCUGGAGGGAGCAAUUAACUUCCAACGAGAUUCUUUUCUCAGGAUAGACAUGUAUGCUAUGGGACUUGUGCUCUGGGAAGUUGUAUCCAGGUGUACAGCUGCUGACGGACCCGUCUAUGAGUACAUGUUGCCAUUUGAAGAGGAGAUUGGUCAGCAUCCGUCGUUGGAAGACCUGCAGGAAGUAGUGGUUCACAAGAAGAUGCGUCCUUCAUUCAAAGAACACUGGUUGAAACACCCUGGUUUGGCACAAUUAUGUGUCACCAUUGAAGAGUGCUGGGACCAUGAUGCAGAGGCACGACUCUCUGCGGGAUGCGUUGAGGAGCGUAUUUCUCAGAUCCGCAAAAUAGUGAACGGCACUACCUCGGACUGCCUUGUUUCCAUUGUUACAUCUGUCACCAAUGUGGACUUGCCUCCCAAAGAGUCCAGUAUCUGAGUCGUUCGUUACAUUUUGUCUUUCCAGACUCAUUUUAAAACACUGAAGAAAAAAAAAUAACAAAAAAAAUCAUAUAUAAACUAAGAAAAAGAAGAAAAAAAACAUACACAAACCCAUGAAUGCAGCUGCUAUUUUAUCUUGACUUUUUAUUAUCUUUUUUAUUUUUAAUAUUUGGUUUCUUGUGGGAGGGGGGGUUGGAACAAUUUUACCAGCACGUUGUUUUAUUGUAUAUUAAAAGAAAAACAGGAAAAAAAAAAAUAACGAACAUCUCAGCAAGCAUUCAGGUGCCGACUUUUGAAUGCAGAAAGGUGAAGGUACUUCAGAACCUCAACAAACUCCUUUUUAGAUACACUACGUUGGUUUCUUUUAAUGUGUGACCUUCUCAGACGAGGACCCACAAGAGACCACCUACAAAACAAAUGCUGCAAACUUUGUAGUAAGUUGAAGACUGUUACAUAAGAUACACCUUCCACCAACAGGAAUCCUUUUCAACAACCGUAAUCACUUAAGUUCUAUCUUCUGGAUCUCUUGCUCCAAAAACCGUCUGUUGUGUCUUUUGCGGAUCUUAACGGGUGUCUUUGUAACAUGUAGAGAAACUAGAAACCGAAUGUUCUCUCGAGUGUUCGAGAGCUAAAUAUUUAGGAGGUUCUAUGUGUGGGCUGGGCAGACUGUGGUUGCACUUUGCAUCAAUCGGCAAAUGAUUUAUCGCCACAAAGCUACUUCUCAGGUAACUGUUUAUUAAAAGGGGAAGGACGCUGGUCAAGUGCAAAGCUUUGCCGUAGGAAACGGGUACAGAGAAAGGAAAGCCUGGUUCUUCACACAAUCUAAUAAAGUGUGGUGACGGCCUAUCGUAUUUGCAUGGACAAUUUGUAUCCAUAAAUCAACUGACUUUGUAGGUAGGUCAUGGGAUUAGUAACCAUUGAAAGCUUUAACAACCAAUCUAUUCAGUCAACAUAAGCUAAAAUUCUUUUGACCGACAUGUCACCCUAAGGCAUCCUUUCUCUGUAUCGCAAAAUGUAGCUCGGUGCAUAUUCACAUCCCACUCGAUUUGCCAGAACUUUUGCCCAAGUCAGAGAAUGUUUCUGAUGCUGCUGACUCAAUACUUGGAUCCAUUUUUCAUCUGGGAAGCAAGCAAUGUUUUUGAAACACCCGCUUUCAGUUUCCGUAGCUUCCAAGGUCGACCUCCUCAAGUGCUGCAUGACACUGACCUUUUUUUGCGGUGUUUAUCCAACACGUGAAGGGGUUCACUUACAAUACAAAAAAAUAAGAUGAAAUACAGUUUUAAAAAAAAGUCAUGACCAUAGACCACCUCAAACCUGAAUUACCUCAGACUUUUGUACUUGUAUAAGUUUAUUAUAUAUUUUUAGUUGUGUUGUCUUGUAGUAAGUAUAUUUUAAUGUAAAUUGGCUUUUUCUGACAAGGGAGUUUAAAAAAAAAAAGAGGAAAAAUUAAAAAAAAAAAGUUGGAAAUUUUUAGGAAGUGCUACAUUUUUUUUUUUUUUUUUUUUUUUAUAUAUAAGAGCACCAUUGUAAAUAAUUGUACACAUUUGUAGAUUAACUUCCUUCAUUAACUGGGUAUCAACCGCACAUUUGCUAUGGCUGUUUCACGAUGAUCCUUUCUAAUAGACAGUAAGCCUUUUUCUCCCUGUCAGUUUCCGGGUGGGCUAAUAAUUAGUAAGCCCAGGUGAGACUUCUCUCUAGCCCAGUUAUGGUUUUCCAGUAUUUUAGGUCAGGCCAUAUUGCUUUCCCCAUUAAUUCAGUGCGAAAGUGGCUUGCCGAUUGAGGUGGGCCAGUUGAUAUAGGUAUGUCACUGAUAUUAGAUGGUGAUCCAGAAGGAACUGGUCCACCUCAAAUGAUGAUCCGCUUCAGCUGUCUUCCAUAAUGCCAUUUAAAGUGGUUUCCGACCAUAGUAACUUAUCCACAGGAUAGGAUAUAAGUAUCUAAUUGGUUGGGCCUCUGACGCAUACACGCUGCCACUCCAUUUAUCUCCAUGGGGCUGGAGGCCAUCGCAGCAGUACCAUAGAGAUGAAUGGAGUGGUAGCGAAUAUACAUGCCCAUUGCUAAAUUUACUCAGGGGACUGAAGGGCCCCUUUUCUAAUGAUUGGUUUAGGGUCCAGCAGUCGGACCCCCACCAAUCAGAUAAUAACCUACUUAUGGGUACAUUGUAAAUUGUUAUGGUGGAACUUGACCAUCCACCUGGAUUAUAUUCAAUAUAAGAGAAAAAAAUAAUGGUUAAAAAUACAGGAGAAACACUAAAAUGAAUAUUGUGUUUGUUAACGUGCCUUUUGCUUUAUAUUCACAAACACUUUUUACUAAAGGUCAAUCUUUAUUGGUCUCUUCCUCUGAUUUUAUGUUGGGCUAUGUAUAUUCUGUAUAUACCGUAUAUAUUUUUGUAAUUAUCAUGAAAGGCUUACUGUCAGUUUCACUGAACUUUCCAUCAGCUGUGUUUCUUUUCCUCCUGACAUUAAAGGGGUUGUUCAACCCUGGGGGCAAUUCGGGCAGGCUCUCCAGCGUGGCCAGACCUGCAGAGGGAAUCGUACUUGCCUGAUUCUUUCGCUGCCGUUGAAGAUCUUUGGUCAUCCUGUGUCAGCAUCCAACUUGAUGCAGUUCCCAUGGCUGC
Molecule: messenger RNA, 4436 nt
Organism: Bufo bufo (common toad)
Lineage: Eukaryota; Metazoa; Chordata; Amphibia; Anura; Bufonidae
Gene: ACVR2B
Product: activin A receptor type 2B
Exons: 11
Coding region: 288-1817 (509 amino acids)
Biological process (GO): cellular response to growth factor stimulus; protein phosphorylation; activin receptor signaling pathway
Cellular component (GO): plasma membrane; activin receptor complex
Molecular function (GO): activin binding; activin receptor activity; ATP binding
Source: RefSeq, a predicted model, not a curated record